AUUAUGGGUAUUUCAAAAGCUAUUGUGACUUGUUUUCUUGUAGUAGUAUUUACAGUUCUGUUGUCCAACCAGAACAUUUUGGUUUCAGGAGCUUAAGGAAUUCGAACGCAACAACAUGAUGCUGAUACUCAGACCUGAUGCUGCUGGAGUGUUACGUGACAGAAGUGGUCAGGCAUACAACGAGGAUGGUCAGAGAAUUGAUGAACAUGGCUACGUGAUACCUGAAAUCGCACAGGGUGUCGAUCGACACCAGCUGGGUGUCGCUCGACACCAUGGGGUAAACAGAGCAGAUGGUCGUCAGAUGACUCUUGGUGACUACAACAGGCCCGGCCUGUUCUAUGAGAAUCGGCGUGCAAUUAGACCCACUGCGUUUGAAAGAAGCGACGAUUUAGGUCUCCAACCUGCAUUCUAUACUCUUGUGAGUCAGCACCCGUUUCACGGUCUUCCACAUGAACAACCAAUGGAUCACAUCGAGAGGUUUGAAGAUUUGGUUUCAAUCAUCAAGGCACGGGUUGUUUCAGAGGACUAUUUACAUCGCAAACUUUUCUCAUACUCUCUUGCUGGGGAAGCAGCUUCUUGGCUUAAGGAGUUGAUUCCGGGAUCUUUGACAACUUGGCAGGAGACAAAGAUGGCUUUUCUGAACAAUUUCAUCAGGAAUUACUAUUCUUAUUCUUACCAAGCCCCAUCUCCACCUACUUCUAUGAGUAAGAUGGAAUCAAUGCCGGAACAGAUUCAGGAAAGUCAGCAAAGAAUCUUAGAGAUAUCCCCUCUUGGAAGGAUUGAGAGUAACCUCACGACUACUUGCCAUGUUGUUUUGAAGAAAAGUGAGGAUGAAUUCGUUGCAGUUGAAGAGAAUGAUGCUGAUUUUGUGGUUGCAGAGGCAGUGUCGACCGACACCAAAGCAGAAUCGACGUUUGACGAAGCAGAAUCGAGCGAGCUCGACACGGAGGAGUCGACGCCAGACAGUAGUGUCGACCGACAGUCACCUAGUGUCGAUCGACACUGGACACGAACUGCACCAUAUGCUCUUGUGUUUCCACGGCCACCUAAGAAGUCAGAGCAAGAGAGACGGGAUGAGGAAUGCAGAUUGAAGCUGGUUUGGCUUCUAGGUGCAUUACCUUUUGAUGAUUGGUGUAAGAUCCAAGAUCCACUUCAAGAUUAUAUCAAGAAGAUGAUUACUAAUGGUAUUAGUGCUGAGGAUGUUAGCUUGCUUACAAAAGACAUCAGUGCUAUCUUGGUGUAUGAGGAUCCAGAGAAGAAGCCGAACAAGAGGCUCUCAGUGGCUAUCUCUGAAUUGGUCAGUGCCAUGAUUUAGUGUAACAACCCAGAGAAGUUACCUGAUCCAGGAAGCUUUGUGCAAGAUUGCUCCAUAUCCACAGGACAAUUUCCUCACUCUCUUUCUGAUCUUGGCUCUAGCAUCAACUUGAUGCCCCAUUCUGUUGCUGUAG
Molecule: messenger RNA, 1448 nt
Organism: Arabidopsis arenosa
Lineage: Eukaryota; Viridiplantae; Streptophyta; Magnoliopsida; Brassicales; Brassicaceae
Source: the annotation of a GenBank genome assembly